Messenger RNA from Rotaria sp. Silwood2, 1131 nucleotides. The record is from the annotation of a GenBank genome assembly. Lineage: Eukaryota; Metazoa; Rotifera; Eurotatoria; Philodinida; Philodinidae.
AUGCAUAAAAUUAUAUCCAUUGAAAUAGUACAAUAUCUCUGGAUCGUCUAUCGAAAAUCAGGUAUAGAAGAACUUCAAUCCAAAUUACCAAUACAUCUAUCAGAUACUCAACUUUGGCCAAAAGAAGUUCAUUUAUUCAUGAAACAAUUUCAAAUUGAUCAUAACCAUGAAGAGAAUACUUGUUUAACUUUCAUCCAUCAAUGUUUACAAGAAUUCAAUACUACAAGUGAAUAUUAUCGACGUGAAUUAAAUGUCAAAACAAGUCGUCUCUCUGGUUAUAGUCGUAGUAUUGACUAUAUCAUUGAAAAGUUUGUACAACAAGGACUUCAAUCUUUACGUAUAGAAAUCAAUGAACAAAUUGCCAUAGUUCAAUAUCAUUAUACCAAUAAAAUAUUUCAACAAGUUUAUCGUACUCAGAAUCCGAAUGAGAAUCAAAUACAUUUAAUGAAACAUUUAUGUAAACUCAAAUAUAAUCAUGAAACAACGACACAUGAAGUCAAUUUUUUGAAAGAAAAAAUAUCUUCACAUCUAGUUUUACAUUCAUUUGAACGUACAUCUAUAGGAAAAUCACCAUUAAUCGAUCGUAUUUGCGAGGGAAAUUCUUCUAUGAUGCAUAGUCAAUCCAAGAAUAAUCUAUCCAAUAGACGAUCUGUCAAUAUUCCACGACCCUUAUGGGAACCUCAACCGUUGACAUCGAGAAUAACAAUGACUAGACUACGAUUGCCACAGAUUUCAUUAGUGAAGAAGAAGAAGAAAAGGCGAACGAAACGAUGUCAUGGUAAUCGAAAAUUACGACGUUUCAAAAAGAAAUGGCGUCGACGCGGAAUGAAUGAAGAAGAAAUAAAGAAAUUGAUCGAUGAUUAUAAUCGAAAGAAAAAUGAAAUUCAAAUCAAAGAAAUAUCGGAUAAUAACAAUGAUCAACCAGAAAAAACAGUUAAGACAACAACAGAGAAUUUACAAGCAAGAAAGAAAAAAUCGAAUAAACGUAAACGAAUGGUGAAUUCCAUUAGUUCACGAUCGAUCACAGAACAAUUACCGAAGAAGAUCAAGAAGAAAAAUAUGAACAUCAAUUUGACUACAAUAAAGUCAAAUUAUCGGUUACCUAAAUAUUUUUGUUUACUCAAAAAGUGA